UGAUGAAUAUCUCAAGCUGACUACCGUGUUACACCAUGAUGAAACACGAACAAGCAAACUGCGCAGGAAUGCGCAAGAUAGAAUAUCCGCCAAUUGCCACGUGGCAAUCUACACCAAUUGUAACCUUCACCAUAAACAUCGCAUACAGAACGACUUGGAUAUAUAAAUAACGGGAUAACCUUCUGCUUUUAAAAAUCUGAUAUUUUCUCCUUUGCUUCUCUUAACACAUUCUACCUUGUCAUCCGUUCUUUAUCUUCUUGUCGGCACUUUCCCAAAUAACAGAAACCAGAAAAGAUUAUAGACCAAGAUGGAUAGUCUUACGCUCACUAGGUUAUUGAAACACGUCGCCGGAGACUUCCCUCAUGGGAGAGCGGUGUCAGUUUCGGGCAAGUUUGAUUUGACGCACUCUCAACUCCACGAACUGGUUGAACGGGCCGCUUCUCGUCUUGUUUCAGCAGGGAUUAAUCCAGGCGAUGUUGUUGCGCUAACUUUUCCUAAUACUAUCGAGUUUGUAAGUAUGUUUUUGGCCGUAAUCCGAGCCCGAGCCACCGCUGCGCCACUUAAUUCAGUCUACACCACGGAGGAGUUCGAGUUCUACCUAUCGGACUCUGAGUCAAAGCUUUUACUGACCCCGCAGGAAGGGAACGCCUCCGCUGAAGCAGCGGCUUCCAAGCUUAACAUUCGUCACGCGACCGUUUCACUGCCCGGAGCCGAUUCUGAAUUGGUGUUCUCACUCCCGGAGUCAGACGUUAUCUCUCUCGCUGGCCUUGCCAACGAGCCAAACGACGUCGCACUCUUUCUUCACACCUCUGGAACUACGAGCAGACCCAAAGGAGUGCCAUUGACACAACUCAAUUUGGCGUCUUCUGUGAGAAAUAUAAUGGCAGUCUAUAAACUCACCGACUCAGACUCCACCGUCAUAGUCCUGCCGUUGUUUCACGUUCAUGGAUUGGUAGCCGGAUUACUGAGUUCACUUGGAUCAGGAGCCGCCGUGGCUCUCCCAGCCGCUGGCCGAUUCUCAGCAUCAACAUUUUGGAAAGAUAUGCUCAAAUACAAGGCUACGUGGUACACGGCGGUCCCCACCAUCCAUCAAAUUAUACUGGAUCGACACUUUAGUAAUCCAGAAGCAGUUUACCCGAAGCUCCGGUUCAUCCGGAGCUGUAGUGCAUCCCUUGCACCGGUUGUAUUAGCUAGGCUAGAGGAGACUUUCUGUGCGCCGGUAUUGGAGGCGUAUGCAAUGACGGAGGCAACUCAUUUGAUGUCAUCGAACCCGUUACCGGAAGAUGGCCCGCAUAAGUCCGGGUCGGUGGGGAAACCAGUGGGUCAAGAAAUGGCGAUAUUGGAUGAAAAUGGCGAGGCUCAAGGGGCAAAUAAAAGUGGAGAGGUUUGCAUCAGAGGUCCAAACGUAACUAAGGGGUAUAAAAAUAAUACUGAGGCAAACAAGGUGGCAUUUCAAUUCGGGUGGUUUCAUACUGGAGAUCUGGGUUAUCUUGAUUCGGAUGGCUACUUGCAUCUGGUGGGUAGGAUUAAGGAGCUUAUUAACCGUGGAGGGGAGAAGAUAUCGCCAGUAGAAGUGGAUGUAAUUCUUCUAUCUCAUACAGACAUCGCUGAAGCUGUUGCUUUUGGAGUUCCCGAUGAUAAAUAUGGUGAAGAGAUAAAUUGUGCAAUAAUUCCUACAGAGGGAUCAAACAUUGACGAAGCAGAGGUUCUGAGGUAUUGCAAGGAGAAUAUGGCAGCUUUCAAGGUCCCCAAAAAGGUCUUCAUCACCGACUCUCUGCCGAAAACUGCCAGUGGAAAAGUCCAACGACGAAUUGUAGCUGAGCACUUCCUUGCUCAAAUUUCAACCGCUAAACUUCCCAAGUUCGGAGCUUAAAACCAACUGCUAUUCAUCUGCCUUUGUACAGGGGUGUAAAAAAAAACCUAUGUAUCCUGGGUCUUAGUAUGUAUAGCAUAUAUGAAUUAUACUUGGUAGAGAAAAGAAAAUGAUGUUACCUUCUUA
Hevea brasiliensis (rubber tree) is the source of this 1999-nucleotide messenger RNA. RefSeq names its product oxalate--CoA ligase. Gene Ontology annotation, biological process: fatty acid metabolic process. The record is from RefSeq and is a predicted model, not a curated record. The transcript is spliced from 4 exons. Lineage: Eukaryota; Viridiplantae; Streptophyta; Magnoliopsida; Malpighiales; Euphorbiaceae. Gene Ontology annotation, molecular function: medium-chain fatty acid-CoA ligase activity. The coding region runs from base 308 to 1873 and encodes 521 amino acids.